Hordeum vulgare subsp. vulgare (domesticated barley) is the source of this 599-nucleotide messenger RNA. Its product is annotated as protein enabled homolog. The transcript has a single exon. The record is from RefSeq and is a predicted model, not a curated record. The annotation marks the transcript as partial. NCBI's taxonomy places the organism in Eukaryota, Viridiplantae, Streptophyta, Magnoliopsida, Poales, Poaceae.
UCUCUCUCUCUCUCUCUCUCUCUCCGUACGCUUUGCUUUUGCUUCAUCUUCCAUUCCAAUCCAAUCCAAUCCAAAUCCAGAGAGCGAGGGAGCUAGCUAGCUAGGGUUUCCUUUCCCCACCCCCACCUCCACGCCGCCGCCGCCGCCGCCCCCGCCAUCAUCGCCCCACCAUGAUCGGCGACGACGCCCACCCCACCACCCCGCCGCCCUCUCCACCGCCGAUCGCGCCCACCCCGUCGCCGCUUGGCCUCGGGAGGCGCCUGCUCGGCUCCAUCCGUGCCCUCUCCUCCGCCAUCGCGCUCCCCUCCUCGCCCACAACCCCGGCCGCCGCCUCCUCUUCGCCCAGGCUCGGGCGAGGCCUCAGCCUCCUGCUCCACCUCAAGCCCGACCUCCAACUCAACCCUCCACCACCCUCCUCCACCGCAUCCGCAUCCGCAUCCGCAUCCGCCUCCCACCAGGACCAGGACCAGGACCAGGACGCGGAGGACCAGCAGCCAACCCACGCUCCCAAGGCCAAGAGGGCGCUCAUCCUUGCUCCUCAAACCACAACGCCAUCCCUCGCUCCUUCCGCUCCCGUCCACCACCACCACCGCCAGGAC